Lathyrus sativus (Indian pea) is the source of this 486-nucleotide messenger RNA. Lineage: Eukaryota; Viridiplantae; Streptophyta; Magnoliopsida; Fabales; Fabaceae. The record is from the annotation of a GenBank genome assembly.
AUGAUGUGUGUAACUUCGGUGCAAUACUCUGUUGUAGUUAAUAUAGAUAGUGUGGGACCGAUACAACUAGGAAGGGAUUUGAGACAAGGAAACACAUUGUCUCCUUAUCGUUUUAUCCUUAUAUCAGAAGGGAUGUAUGCGUUUAUAGAGGAGCGGUCGCUCGGGGGAUCUUCAUGGAUUCCAGAUUUGAAGGGGGCAUCUAGUUGUGUCCCAUAUGCUUUCGUUGACGAUUGUUUUUUGUUUUGCAGGGCUAAUAUUUUUGAGGUGUCACAUCUUAUGGAGGUGCUUAAGACCUAUGCAGACGCGUUUGGCCAAGAAAUAAAUUUGACCAAGUCUGAAGUGUUUUUUAGUCGGAGUAUUAGCAGGCUGGCUCAAGAUGAUAUUGCUAGAGUAAUGGGAGUGCGUCAUGUGUUAGGUACGCGAUUGUACCUGGGUUUAUCGUCGAUGAAUGGUAAAAGUAAAAAAGGCAACUUUUGCUUUUAUUAA